AUAUACCAACGCGUGCAUAGCUUAGGAGGAGAAAACAGGGAGAGAACUUCCACAUCCCUUCCACCUCUCCUUCUCGCCCCUCUCCCACCGUACCAACCUUUAGAAGGGGAAAAAGGAAGAAAAAAAAACCCUAAUUUCUCGAUUGUUGCUCUUUGCUGUGAUCAAUGGAGAUUGCAGCGGUACCGGCAACCCCCAACGAUGGAGAGAGGGACGAUAACGGCAACAUCUCGUUAGAAAGCUCCGAAGGUUCAUCUUCCUCCCCUUUAAAUCCAGCCGACAACAACGAUAACAACGCCAAAAAAAUAGCUGGCAAGUAUGAUGAAGAUGAGGAUGAAGAAGACGUCUGUAGAAUUUGCCGCAACCCUGGCGAUGCCGAUAACCCUCUUCGGUAUCCUUGCGCUUGUAGCGGUAGUAUCAAAUUUGUACACCAGGAUUGUCUUCUCCAGUGGCUCAACCACAGCAACGCUCGCCAGUGCGAGGUCUGUAAGCAUGCGUUUUCAUUUUCUCCAGUCUAUGCUGAGAAUGCACCAGCGAGGCUUCCUUUCCAAGAAUUUGUGUUUGGGAUGGGAAUGAAAGCUUGCCAUGUUCUACAAUUUUUCCUGCGCCUUGCUUUUGUGCUCUCUGUGUGGCUCCUCAUAAUACCCUUUAUUACAUUUUGGAUAUGGCGUUUGGCAUUUGUGAGGAGUUUGGGUGAAGCUCACAGACUCUUCUUGAGUCAUUUAUCCACCACAGUGAUCCUCACAGAUUGUCUACAUGGGUUUCUACUCUCUGCGAGCAUUGUUUUUAUUUUCCUUGGAGCCACAUCCUUGAGGGAUUACUUUAGACAUCUACGGGAGCUUGGAGGGCAGGAUGCUGAGAGAGAAGAUGAAGGUGAAAGAAACGGAGCUCAUGGUGCAAGAAGGCCUCCUGGUCCAGCUAAUAGGGUUCAUGCUGGUGAUGGGAAUGGUGAAGAAGCUGGUGGUGCACAAGGAUUUGGUGGAGCUGGCCAAUUAAUUCGAAGAAAUGCGGAAAAUGUUGCUGCGCGGUUGGAAAUGCAGGCAGCACGUCUUGAAGCACAUGUUGAACAAAUGUUUGAUGGUUUGGAUGAUGCUGAUGGUGCAGAAGAUGUGCCUUUUGAUGAACUUGUUGGCAUGCAAGGGCCUGUUUUUCAUUUGGUUGAGAAUGCAUUUACAGUUCUGGCAAGCAAUAUGAUAUUCCUUGGUGUUGUAGUCUUUGUGCCAUUUUCGUUAGGUCGGAUUGUCCUCCAUUACCUGUCUUGGUUCUUCUUGUCAGCUGCAAGUCCAGUUUUGUCAACAGUCAUGCCCCUUACAGAGUCAGCUUUCUCCUUGGCAAAUAUAACAUUGAAGAAUGCAUUAAUUUCUGCUACUAAUUUGUCAAAUGAAAGUCAUAAAGAUGGCCUGGUUGGUCAUGCUACGGAAGUGGUGACGGAGUCUUUAAAAGCAAACCUGACUGGAAUAGAUGAAGUCUCAAAUAGUAUUAGCCGACCACUUUCAGCAGACAUAUUCAAUGGGACGGCAGUUGGAACCUCCCGCCUUUCUGAUGUUACUACACUUGCCAUUGGAUACAUGUUUAUAAUUGCUCUAGUACUCUUCUACCUUGGGGUGGUUGCUUUAAUUCGUUACACUAGAGGGGAACCUCUGACUAUGGGGAGGUUCUAUGGUAUUGCAUCUAUGGCUGAAGCAAUUCCUUCCCUUGUCAGGCAAUUCUUGGCGGCAAUGAGACAUUUAAUGACUAUGGUUAAGGUUGCAUUCCUUCUGGUGAUUGAACUUGGGGUUUUCCCCCUGAUGUGUGGUUGGUGGUUGGAUGUAUGUACUAUAAAGAUGCUUGGGAAAACGAUUGUUCAAAGGGUUGAGUUCUUUUCAGUUUCUCCCCUAGCAAGCUCAUUGGUGCAUUGGAUUGUGGGAAUAGUGUACAUGCUGCAAAUUAGCAUUUUUGUCAGCCUUCUUCGUGGGGUUUUGCGCACUGGAGUUCUUUAUUUCCUCCGGGACCCAGCUGAUCCAAAUUACAAUCCAUUUCGUGAUCUUAUUGAUGACCCUGUGCACAAGCAUGCUCGUCGGGUUCUGUUGUCGGUUGCUGUUUACGGAAGCUUGAUUGUAAUGCUAGUAUUUUUACCAGUCAAACUAGCUAUGCGGUUGGCACCUUCUAUCUUCCCACUGGAUAUUUCUGUAUCAGAUCCAUUCACUGAAAUUCCUGCAGACAUGUUGCUGUUCCAGAUCUGCAUACCAUUUGCUAUUGAGCAUUUUAAGCUGCGGGCAACUAUUAAAGCUCUCCUCCGUCAGUGGUUCACUGCUGUUGGAUGGGCACUUGGAUUAACUGAUUUCUUGCUGCCCAGACCUGAGGAUAAUGAUGGGCAGGAAAAUGGGAAUUUGGAGCCAGGUAGGCAGGACAGAUUGCGUGAUGUACAAAGAGGUGGAGUUCCGCAGCAAGAUCGAGCGCUAGUGGCACUAGUUGCCGCUGACGAUCUGAACAGAGGCAUUCAUGUGCCCGGGAACUCGUAUGUUCCUGAAGAUUACGAUGGUGAUGAACAAGCUGAUUCUGAGUAUGGUUUUGUCCUUCGCAUUGUUCUGUUGCUGAUUUUAGCAUGGAUGACACUGCUGCUUUUCAAUUCAGCCUUGAUAGUUGUACCCAUUUCACUUGGACGUGCACUAUUCAAUGCUGUUCCUCUUCUCCCCAUAACACAUGGAAUCAAGUGUAAUGAUCUUUACGCGUUCAUUAUUGGAAGCUAUGUCAUCUGGACCAUUGUAGCUGGAGCCAGGUAUACAAUUGAGCAUCUAAAAACACGGAGAGCUAGGGUUCUAUUAAACCAAGUCUGGAAGUGGUGUGGGAUUGUUCUCAAGAGUUCUGCACUUUUGUCACUAUGGAUCUUUCUCAUCCCAGUGUUGAUUGGUCUUCUUUUUGAGCUUUUGGUGAUCGUGCCAAUGCGCGUGCCUGUAGAUGAAAGCCCAGUUUUCCUUCUCUACCAGGACUGGGCGCUGGGACUUAUUUUUCUCAAGAUCUGGACUAGAUUGGCUAUGCUGGAUCACAUGACACCCCUGGUGGAUGAAAGCUGGCGAAUGAAGUUUGAGAGGGUACGGGAGGAUGGCUUCUCCCAGUUGCGGGGUCUCUGGGUGUUGCGGGAGAUAGUUAUUCCAAUCAUGAUGAAGUUGCUUACAGCUUUGUGUGUACCUUACGUGUUCGCUAGGGGGGUUUUCCCUGCCCUUGGGUAUCCAUUGAUAGUUAAUUCAGCUGUCUACCGGUUUGCAUGGAUAGGCUGCCUGAGCUUUAGCUUGCUGUUCUUCUGUGCUAAGAGAUUCCAUGUCUGGUUCACCAAUCUCCACAAUUCCAUACGUGAUGACCGCUAUUUGAUUGGCCGGAGACUACAUAACUUUGGUGAAGAUAGAACAGGGAAUGUCAGUGUGACAGAUAUUGCCCCUAUGACUCAAGAUGUGAGUUUGCUUAAUGAUGGAAUAAUUCGACGUGAGCAAGAAGCUGAUGUAGGAAUGAGACUAAGGCGCAAUCCCCAAAACCCGAGACAGGUUGUGUGAUGUGGAAGGAAAGGCCAAGCACAUGCUUGUUGACGUGGAAGGAAAGGCCAAGCACAUGCUUGUUGACAAUAUUUGGAAGUCUGCGGCUGCCUCUUCUAUUCAGAGUCAUAGAGGUGCAUAAUUUCUCUUGUGCAUAGAGAUAGGGAUCUUGAUAUCUAGCUUCUUUUUCCAGUUUCAACUCCCUAUUAUUGUUGGGGAAGCUGUUACAGAAGGUUGUUUAUAGUAAAGCAAAUCUACGGAUACUCUGUGUUGUAAUAUCUGUUCUGGUGGAAUGGCUUUUCAACUCAGUUGAGUGAUAGAAACAAUGUAGUAGAGCUUGUUUUUUGAUCAAUGUGUUUUGAGCACCUGAGUUGUUAAGGAAAAUGUGAACCAUUUAAUUCUAA
Macadamia integrifolia is the source of this 3907-nucleotide messenger RNA. RefSeq names its product probable E3 ubiquitin ligase SUD1. Gene Ontology annotation, molecular function: zinc ion binding. Lineage: Eukaryota; Viridiplantae; Streptophyta; Magnoliopsida; Proteales; Proteaceae. The record is from RefSeq and is a predicted model, not a curated record. The transcript is spliced from 9 exons. The coding region runs from base 165 to 3524 and encodes 1119 amino acids. Gene Ontology annotation, cellular component: endoplasmic reticulum membrane.